CUUCUACGUGGCUUCGUCGUGCCUACCCGGCUAGCGGCUAUACCCCCAGCUCUGCCUCUUAUCAUGUCUUCUCUUCUCCUACGCCGUACGAGGCACGUAGCAUAUGCGGCCGCAUAUCCAUUGAAGCCUAGACAGUGAUCGAACGAUGGAGAUGACGACCAGUGGCGCUGGUGGCGUGACAAAGCUGGACGACGACGACUAUCCAUCGGCGGCGGCGGCAGACCGGUGUCCGCCGGGGACAGAGAAGAAGAUGUGCCGCCGGGUUUUGCUCGUGGGUAGCCUGGUGACGCUGCCCCUCCUCGCGUUCUUCGUCUUCAGCCGAGAGAACGCGUCAGUGGCCUGGUUACAGGUCGCUAUUGCCCAGCUCACCGCCACGAACGACGACGACGGAGCAGCAGGCACGCGGGUUUAUGGAGGGCGACGCUCCUCAUGGCCACGAGCCCACGACGAGUUCCUCGGCGGGCUGCUCGCGCCAGGCAUGGACCGGCGGUCGUGCCGGAGCCGGUACCAGUCGUCGCGGUACUACAAGCACUUCCCCUUCGCGCCGUCGCCGCACCUCUUGCAGAAGCUGCGCGGGUACGAGGCUCGGCACAGGCGGUGCGCCCCCGGCACGCCGCUCUACGCCAAGGCCGUCGAGCAGCUCCGGUCUGGCCACAGCGCCGAGGGAGGCACGGAGUGCAGCUACGUCGUGUGGCUCCCCUUCGACGGCCUCGGCAACCGCAUGCUGUCCAUGGUGAGCGGCUUCCUCUACGCGCUGCUGACGGGCCGCGUCCUCCUCGCCGCGCUGCCCCCGGACUCCUCCGACCUCUUCUGCGAGCCGUUCCCGGGCGCGACGUGGCGGCUCCCGGCGGAGGACUUCCCCGUCGCCAACCUGUUCGGGGUCGGGCAGGACAUGGAGCGGUCGUACACGAAGCUCGUUGACGGCAUGGUGGCCGCGAACGCGACGGCGGGCGUGGCACCGUCGUACGUGUACCUGAGCCUAGGGUGGCUGCUCAGGGACGGUCUUUUCUUCUGCGGCGAGCACCAGCUCGCGCUCCGCAGGGUCGACUGGCUGCUGCUGUACAGCGACCUCUACUUCGCGCCGUCGCUGUACGCAGUGGCCGAGUUCCAGGACGAGCUCCGGCGGCUGUUCCCGGAGAAGGAGAGCGUGCACCACCUCCUGUCCCGGUAUCUGCUCCACCCAGCCAACCCCGUGUGGAGCAUGGUCACCAGGUACUACCGCGCCUACCUGGCUCCGGCGGCGAGAAGGAUCGGCGUGCAGAUCAGGAUGUUCGACCACGCCUCCAUCCCGGCUGACGACAUGUACGGCCAGAUCCUCAACUGCUCCCGGCAGGAGCACGUACUCCCGGAAACUGACGACGUUGGCGAGGCUGCGCCUAGCCCUACAGCGUCGAGCGGCGGCUCCAAAAACCCCACCACGGCCAUCUUCGUCGCGUCGCUGUACGCUGACUACUACAGGCGGCUGACGUCGAGGUACUCCGCGGCGAAGGGCGGCGGCGCGACGAGGAGGGUGGGCGUGUUCCAGCGGACGCACGAGGAGCGGCAGGCGACGGAGAGCCUGGCGCACAACCAGAGGGCGCUGGCGGAGAUCUACCUGCUCAGCUUCUGCGAGGAGCUGGUGACGUCCGGGCUGUCCACGUUCGGGUACGUGAGCAGCGGCCUCGCGGGCAUUCGGCCGGCGAUCCUGCUCACCGCGUUUGACCACGUUGUCCCCGAGACGCCGUGCCGGCGGGCUGCGUCCAUCGAGCCGUGCAACCUCACGCCGCCCCGGGGCGUGGAGUGCCUGAGCAGGCCCGCGGACAAGGAUGACCUGGCACGCCACGUCAGGGUGUGCGAGGAUUUCAAGGACGGGGUCAAGUUCUUUGACUAGCGGGCGUGGCGCUGUUACUUUAUUUUCCAUGCAUUUUCCUGCUUGCUAUAGCUACGGUAGCGUGUGUUGAUUGAGCAAGGGGAUGUUAACUUGGUCAAAGGUCAACUAAUGUUCCUCUCGGUCAAAACAAAUGUUUCACCUUCAUGAUAA
Messenger RNA from Zea mays, 2020 nucleotides. Its product is annotated as probable fucosyltransferase 8. The transcript is spliced from 2 exons. Gene Ontology annotation, molecular function: galactoside 2-alpha-L-fucosyltransferase activity. Gene Ontology annotation, cellular component: Golgi apparatus; membrane. The record is from RefSeq and is a predicted model, not a curated record. Gene Ontology annotation, biological process: cell wall biogenesis; xyloglucan biosynthetic process. Lineage: Eukaryota; Viridiplantae; Streptophyta; Magnoliopsida; Poales; Poaceae. The coding region runs from base 146 to 1870 and encodes 574 amino acids.